AUGUUGCAUUUUUACCAUACUCAUGUGGCGGAGAGUAUUUCACAAUUAUCUGACUCGACAUUAUGGCUGGACGUCAUCAUGCAGCAAAGCCAGCACCACGCUGUUAUUCGAAAUGCCCUGGUUAUCAUGAGCUCUUUGUACAAAGACUAUUCGCAGGGAUCCCUAGGCACAUCGCCAUAUCAGCUCGAACUUAUCAACAAGGCACACAGACAACUGCGACUGCAUCUUGCGUCGCGCAGUGCAUCCGUCGAGGCUGCGCUGAUUUGCAGUCUGAUUUUUUAUAUCCUUGAAUGCCUCAUCGGCAAUACAAAACAUGCGAUAUGGCAUCUUGAUCGAGGACUGACCCUGCUGCAACAUUAUCAGGAGGAAUCAAUGAGUCUUGAUCUUGUUCCGGGCUUCGAUCGGAUGGUGACCGUUCUGUCUCGACUUGAUGUCCAUGCCAGUAUCUUCGACAACGAGCGACGUCCCAUUCUGAGGCUCUCUCCGCCGGUGAAUACCGUAAUGACUUAUGGCGUCUUAUAUGUCGCACCAAAUAGUCCUGCCGAUCUCGAUACUUUCGAGAGAGAGCUCACCAUGCUCCAAAAUGCAGUGAUGCAUCAUCUGAUAUCAUAUGCCGAGCACAAACAAACACAGUCCGAUCAAACCCCCCUCUGGAUCAUUGAACAAGCCCUCUUUCUCCAGCAAGAAAUGCAAAAGCUUGAAUCAAAUCUGGAACAGAUACUACCUUCUCUCGAAAACCCACGACAAAAUCAGCACCAGCGAAAGAUUCUGUUGCGGGUGGAGGUAUCGGUAUUCCACGGCGCAUUGUUGGAGACCAUCGACGCAUCCACCGGAGAGUCCGUGAGAUCGACAGCAGCCAAUCGCAGAUUUGAUAUUGCCCUCGCAGAUAUACGUACUCUGUUGUCAUUCAAUACCACAUCUCCAAAUUCGCAGAUUCGACAGUUCACGCUGUCUACGAAUCUCGUCGCAGUAUUGUACUACAUCUGCAUGAAGAGUUUGGAUCGGGAGAUCGUGCAAUCUGCACUGUCGAUCAUGCAAAACAGCCUGUCUUCGACGCGUGACGGUCUUUGGGAUGCAAGUAUGGCUGUCGGGGUUGUGCAAUCCCUCUUGCCGGACAUGUCAGUUGUUAGCCAAUCAGACGACAUCAAACUGGAAGAUUUGGGGUCUGGAAUCGUGGACACGAGCGGUGGAUUGGAGGAGGCAUUCAGACAGCUCACGUUCGAAAGCCCAGGGCCUGAACCCCUCGAUCGCGAAACGUAA
Penicillium olsonii is the source of this 1260-nucleotide messenger RNA. The record is from the annotation of a GenBank genome assembly. NCBI's taxonomy places the organism in Eukaryota, Fungi, Ascomycota, Eurotiomycetes, Eurotiales, Aspergillaceae.